AUGGAUGAGGAUGAGGAUAAGAAAAAGGAUAAGGAUGGGGAUAAGCAUAAAAAUAAUGAUCAGGAUAAUGAUAAGGAUAUGGAUAAGAACGAAGAUAAGAAUCUUCAAUGUAGCAUCGCCGCACUACGCACGUAUCUAGUGAAUAAAUCCGCGCCAAUUUCAGUUGUCAUGCAUGGACAUUUCGUGUUGAUUUUCGUGUUGAAAUACGCGAUUGAGUCCGAUGCGACUUAUAGCAUGGAGUUGCCGGACACCUUGUGUAACUCAACGAUACGCUACAAUGUGAGAUAUGCAGUGAGCACUAUUGUGAAUAGAUACUUCGUGCCAAGCUCCAGCGACAUGAUGGUGUCCGCCCAUGCGAAGCACAAGCAAUCGUGGCGGCUCAUGCAGGAUUUGCUCACUUGUGCGGCGCCAUUUAUGUUUAACAUCAAACUGCAAAUCGAAACCUUGGACGCGCCACGCUUCGCAACCCACGCAAGAAAUUACAAUCUGCUGCUUAUUGAUGGAAUGCAGGCGUUAAAUGAGCUGGAUCCAGCAUUGUAUACGAAGGACUUCGAUUUCCCCGAGCACUAUUUGAUACUCCUAAUAGACCCAGACACAUCUCUUAUGCCGAAUCUGCUCAUCACCAGCAUCUUGAGCUACUUCUUUCGCAACUAUCUCAUCAACGUCAGCCUCUUGUAUGAGAGUAAGCCCAAUUAUGUCGAAGUCUACACAUAUUUUCCUUUCAUGGAUAGAAGUGCGUGUAAGGCGAACAACGUGCGUUUAAUAAAUGCGUAUAAUGGCACGUGGGCAAAGCCAUUGACGACGAAUAUCUUUCCCAACAAGCUCACGGAUUUUCAGAAUUGCUCGCUCACAGUGGCUGUCUGGGAUUCGCCGCCCUAUUUAAGUUACUACCCCAAUAGAAGUGGCUUUGCGCAGUUGGGUUCUUUCGAAGGCGAUAUGCUCGUCGAGUUAGCGAAGAAGCUCAACUUCAGCAUGGAGCUGGUGGAGCCAGCGAACGAUGAGCAACGCGGUCGCUACUUGGAGAAUGGAAGCCUAACUGGCGCCUUGCAAUUGCUGCAUGAUCAUAUGGCGGACUUAAGUUUGGGUUGUUUCCGUUACACUGUAGAACGUUGCGCGCUGCUCACUGGUGCACUGCCGUACUAUCAGACCUGGCAAAUAUUUGGUGCCCAGUUGACUGGUGACACCUACUCAUCCCUGGAAAUAUUCACAUUCCCCUUCGACGCGGGGACUUGGUUUGGAAUCGUGUUUAGUUUCCAAUUAAUCCUGCUUCUAGCCUAUAUUGUAUACCAUCGCAGCAAGGAAUCAGCGCUUGCUCACAUUAUGAUUGGCUACCCGAGACCACGAUCACCCUUAAUCAACGCAUACAGCUUGUUUCUCGGUAUUGCCGUGCAACGAACUCCACGCACAAACUUCGCACGUUUUGUACUGAUUAUGUGGAUUAUUUAUGGCUAUGUGAUGCGCAGUGCCUAUCAGAGCUUUCUCUAUCAACUACUACAAACUGAUCUCUACCGUACACCCCCACAAACUGUCUUCGAACUCAUCGAAGCCGGUUACUCGCUCGUAAUGACCCCGUCGACACUGCGCACAGUGAGUGUGGCCCCCCUGAUACGUAGCGGUCGCAUACCAAUUAUAUUAAACAACAGCUCAUAUGAAUGGAAGUCCUACGAAAUGGUGGAGCAAAUAGGUGGAAAGUUGGCUGGCGUUUCGCCAAAAGACUAUCUCACUUACUACGUGAUGUCGAGGGGUGAACGCGGUGCUUUCUAUGUACUGCCCGAUCGAUUCUUUGCUCACCACAUCACCAUAUACUUCCCGAAGCAUAGCUACUUGAUUGAUCGGUUCAAUUUCUUGCUCAUGCAACUACGCAGCGAAGGUCUGAUCGAUUACUGGGCUGCGAAGUAUCUAGACGUGAGUUACUUUGAUCCAGUUGAGGCCGUGGACAAUGAUGCGCUGGACUUAGACGACCUGGGUGGAUUGUUUUUGAUGUACCUGGCGUUGGUUGCCUUGGCGACGCUGUAUGCGAGCAAGCGUCAGACUCACGCUUAUCAGGCGCAGCUUAUCGAAGCUGUGAUGGUAUAUUUGCAGCGCCGGCACUAUCGUAUCUUCCUUAUGGAGGAGGAAACGCUCUUCGGCAAUGAGUCUCACUCUGACUGGGGAGAUUUUUCUGAAGCUGCAAUUUGGUUCAUCGACAGCUGGAACUCCUUUGACGAGCUAGCGAUGGAUUUGGAAGACCCCAAGAGCACAUACAAACGCAGUGGUUUGUUUGUACUCGUCUACACCGGCAACGAAAGCGAACGCUUAACAACAGUUAAGCGUAUAUUCACCCGUUUUUUCGAACUUUUCGUUAUAAAUGUAAACGUUUUCUUGCUAAUGGACACAACUGCGUUUGUAUACACCUAUUUCCCGUUUACGCCGAAUAAGUGUCAUUCGGCCAAGCCCGAACUGCUCUUUUCGUUUCGCAACAACCAGGCAAGGUUCAAACUCAAAGGUCACCAAAGAUUUUUCCCUCCUAAAGUGCGCAAUUUGCAUGGUUGUGAGUUGGCCAUAGUGACAUGGCACGAUCCACCAUUUAUAGUUUUGGAUCAAGAUCCGGUUAGCGGUCGCAUCAAAUCGGUCGAAGGUAUCGAGGGCUUGCUGAUUACCAUUUUAGCAGAAGCCAUGAACUUUACUAUAAGAAUUGUGGAUCCACAACCUCGAGAUCGCGGAGCUAUUUAUGAAAAUGGCACACUUACCGGCGUCACAAAAAUGAUAGCGGAAGCCAACGCAAAUAUUACGAUUAUAUACAUAAUGUAUGAGAAAAAACGUGCCCAAGUUAUGGAUGCGACCUUUUCGUACAUGAGCUUUCCUUUAUUGCUCGCCAUACCGCAUGGACGCCCACUCUCUCCGUUGCAGCGUCUAUUGAGACCUUUUAAGUUCAUAAUUUGGACGCUGAUUGGCUCCAAUAUCGUGCUGGCCGUGCUCCUCAUAUACGCACUCAAAUUUCUAGGCAGCAACCGUCUCGUUUCUUUUGUCUUUGGCAGCAGCAAUCGAUUUCCGUUCAGCAAUCUGUGGGCCUCGCUUUACGGCAAUGUUAUUCAUAAUCAAUUACCAUAUCGCAACUUUUCGCGUUAUCUCCUGGGCCUGUGGUUGCUGUGCACAUUAGUCCUACGGUCCGCAUAUACCGGACAGCUUUUUAUCAUGUUGCAGGAUGGUCGCGCACUCACACCGUUAAAAUCAUUUAAGGAGAUAGUCGAACAGAAUUACACGGUUAAUACCGCACCAGUAUUGACCGAGUUAUUGAGUUCAGCGCUUGGCGAAUCGUCUAUUGGUCAUAUUGAUGGCGGUAAAAACUCUAUGCCGAGGAUAUUGAAACGAAUCGCUCACGGUUCUAAGGAAGCACUGACUAUAAUCGAGCCAGCAUUGCUUUACUUCAACUAUGAACAGACCACGGAGGAUGAAAGGGUGGCAAUUCUGCCGCAAAAGUUAAUAAUGACGCCGCUCACAAUGUAUAUGCCCAAACAUUCCUAUCUGCUUUGGCCAAUCAACAGAAUUAUUCUCGAGUUCAUUGGAGUUGGCAUAGUGGAUAAAUUUGAGAAAAGUUAUCGCUCGAUCAACCCGGUCACUGAAUCCCAAGAGCCUGUAAAGUUGUCACUGUUCCUGCUGCUGGGCAUAUUUAGCCUCUAUGGAGCUCUACUGAUCCUAUGUAUUCUGAUUUUCCUCUUGGAGCUUUGGACAGUUCGAUCGCCUUUGACUAAAAUGCUGAUGGAUUUUUUGAACUAUUAAGCGGGGAUUGCGAAUAAUAUAUUAAUGAAAUGUUUGAAGAAAACAAUAUAAUAUUACUUAGAGAAGUAACCAAAUUGUUCCUAGC
This is a messenger RNA of Bactrocera dorsalis (oriental fruit fly), 3844 nucleotides long. RefSeq lists its product as uncharacterized. Gene Ontology annotation, cellular component: membrane. NCBI's taxonomy places the organism in Eukaryota, Metazoa, Arthropoda, Insecta, Diptera, Tephritidae. Gene Ontology annotation, molecular function: glutamate-gated receptor activity. The record is from RefSeq and is a predicted model, not a curated record. The transcript is spliced from 7 exons. Bases 1 to 3759 code for a protein of 1252 amino acids.